Molecule: messenger RNA, 1110 nt
Organism: Drosophila nasuta
Lineage: Eukaryota; Metazoa; Arthropoda; Insecta; Diptera; Drosophilidae
Exons: 2
Coding region: 43-1062 (339 amino acids)
Source: RefSeq, a predicted model, not a curated record
UUUUUGUCUGUUUGCCUCGCCGGGAUUUGUGAUUUCGACAGGAUGUAUUGCAUCAUCCGAUUGCUGUCGCUGCUGCUUCUGGUUGCCUUUGCAGCUGGGCAAGAAGAGCAACGCGAUAAACGCGCCACGGUGACCAUUGACUUUGGUCUCCUGUUGCGCAAUCUGCUGCAGAAGAGCGCUCAAUUGUCCAGCGCCAAGGUGAACAUUACACGCACCUUGGCCAAUGCGGCGACCACGCGACGUCCGAUGAUGAUGCCCACAACGACGACGACGACGACGACAACGACAACAACGACGCCGCCUCCUCCGCCACCUCCGCCGCGUCCCUGGCCACGACCCUAUUACGGUCACGGUCCAGGGUGGUGGCCACGUCCUGGCUACGACCUUGGCUACUCCCCCUACGACUACGACUACGGUCCAGCCCCGCCGCCACGUCCCUCGCGCGUCCGUCCGCCGCCGCGUCCCGUGAGUCACUAUGACUACUUUGACUACGACGUGGACUCGGGGCCAGCUGGACCACCACCGACUACUGCAGCGCCACCGCCUCCACCACCGCCGCCGCCGCCACCUCGUCGUCGUCCUCGUCCGCAGUCGCCACCGCCUCCGCAGCCCCAAGCACCACCUCCGCAGCGUCGUCCUCGACCGGGAUCGCAGCUGGGUGACCAUCUGAUCUAUCAGUACGCACAAUCGACUGAUACCUUCUCUAAGCCCCGCUUCUUUGCGGACGAGGUGGCGGCUGCGGCUGCGGCAGUUGGCGAGGACGAAGCACCAGCGGGAGAUGGAAAUGAAAAUGCUGACGAUAAUCCCACGGACAACAACGAUGUGAAUGAUGCGCCCGAUGGAGCCGACACCGACUCGGACAGCGACAGCGACACCGAUCAGCAGCAGCCUCCCAACAAAUUCCUAGUGAACUAUCCGGGUGAGGAUUACUUUGUGCAACGACAGCCGCUGGGUCUGGCCAACCCUGGCCUGGGAUAUUCACCCUUCAACAGCUUCCCAUCUGCAUCCGGUUCUGCAAUCCCCUCCUCAGCAUCUCCAGGAGCGCCGUCGAGUUACUUUUAGGUCGACAUCGACAUUAUCCUGUGCUUACCACUCGGGCUCUUUUUUGUG